AUGGCUCCCAAGUCCAUCAUUGGUCUCCUGUCUCUUCUGCCCAUCACAGCUGUCCUUGCCUUGGACCCAAGCUGUGCGCCGGGUGGUAAUUUUGACCUCAGCGUCUGGAGCCUACAGCUUCCCACAGGCAGCGCCGGCAAGGUCGACACCAUCAAGAGCAAAGACCUCCAAGGCUGCGAUGGAUACACCGGCCCCACGUUCUUCACCGACAAGUCCAAUGGCGAGCUCAUCCUCACGGCUCCCGGCAACCCGGACAUCACUGGCUGUGCCACCACCUCUGGCAGCGAGCACUGCCGCACUGAGCUGCGCGAAGUCAAUCCUGCGACUGGCCAGAACACGGACUGGGCUCCUGCUGGAACGAACACGCUCACCGUCGCCAUGAAGGUCAUCCAGGCUGACGACGGUUCUCAUGGCACGGCGAUUGGCCAGGUUUUUGCUGCGGCGGCCAGCAAGCCUCUUGCUGAGAUGUACUACAGCCAGAAGGGCGACAUCACGGUUGGUGUUAAACAGGGCCCCAGCGGUAACCAGGCCAUUACCAAGCUUGGAACUGUGCCUAUGGGCACGUACUUUACCUACAUUAUGUCGUAUUCCGACGAGAUUCUGAGCAUCUCCAUCAACGGAAACAAGACUACGCUUGAUACAUUCAAUUGGGGCACUCCCAAUUGUUACUUCAAGAGUGGCAACUACAACCAGGGAAAGACUGCUAUUACUUCGGAGGUGCAUAUCCAGUCUAUUGCUGUUGUGCACGAUCAGGAGUAG
Molecule: messenger RNA, 759 nt
Organism: Trichoderma reesei QM6a
Lineage: Eukaryota; Fungi; Ascomycota; Sordariomycetes; Hypocreales; Hypocreaceae
Product: polysaccharide lyase family 7
Exons: 1
Coding region: 1-759 (252 amino acids)
Source: RefSeq, a predicted model, not a curated record